GUUGCCUCUGCCCUGACCAAAGAUGGCGGCCCGAACGCCGCUCGCCCACUUCCCGUAACCAAUGGCGCCCCGACGCUCGGCUGACUCACUAGGGCGACCUCGGCACGCGGUCGCAUGAUGCAACGCUGGAGUCCGGGCAGCCUCCGGUGCACGUUGGGGUGAUAAGGCGGUGGCGGCGUUGAGGUUGACGUCCUUGGAGGUGACCAGAGCUACCGCAGGAAUGGUGCUAGAGCUGUAUGUCUCAGAUCGAGAGGGAAAUGAUGCGACGGGAGAUGGAACCAAGGAGAAACCAUUUAAAACGGGUCUCAAGGCUUUGAUGACAGUAGGAAAAGAACCAUUUCCUACUAUUUACGUAGAUUCACAAAAAGAAAAUGAGAGGUGGGAUGUUAUUUCUAAAUCACAGAUGAAGAAUAUUAAAAAAAUGUGGCAUAGGGAACAAAUGAAGAGUGAAUCCCGGGAAAAGAAAGAGGCAGAAGAUAAUUUGCGAAGAGAAAAGAACCUAGAAGAAGCAAAAAAGAUUACCAUUAAAAACGAUCCAAGUCUUCCAGAGGCAAAAUGUGUGAAGAUUCGCUCUUUAGAAGGAUAUAGAGGCCAAAGAGUGAAAGUGUUUGGCUGGGUCCACAGGCUUCGUAGGCAAGGGAAGAAUUUAAUGUUUCUGGUAUUGCGGGAUGGUACAGGUUAUCUUCAGUGUGUCUUGUCGGAUGAUUUGUGCCAGUGUUACAAUGGAGUAGUCUUGUCUACUGAGAGUAGUGUUGCAGUGUAUGGAAUGCUAAAUCUUACCCCAAAGGGCAAGCAGGCUCCAGGGGGCCACGAGCUGAGCUGUGACUUCUGGGAGCUGCUUGGGUUGGCCCCUGCUGGAGGCGCUGAUAACUUGAUCAACGAAGAGUCUGACGUCGAUGUCCAGCUCAACAACAGACACAUGAUGAUCCGAGGAGAGAACAUGUCCAAAAUCCUAAAAGCACGUUCCAUGGUCACCAGGUGCUUUCGAGAUCACUUCUUUGAUAGGGGGUACUGUGAAGUUACGCCUCCGACGCUAGUGCAGACGCAAGUGGAAGGGGGUGCUACGCUCUUCAAGUUUGACUUUUUCGGGGAAGAGGCAUUUUUGACUCAGUCCUCUCAGUUGUACCUGGAGACCUGCCUUCCAGCCCUGGGGGAUGUUUUCUGUAUGGCACAGUCCUACCGGGCGGAACAGUCCAGAACACGAAGGCACCUGGCUGAAUACACUCAUGUGGAAGCCGAGUGCCCUUUCCUGACCUUUGAGGACCUCCUGAACCGAUUGGAGGACUUGGUCUGUGACGUGGUAGAUAGAGUCUUGAAGUCCCCUGCGGCAAGCAUAGUGUAUGACCUCAACCCGAACUUUAAGCCCCCCAAACGGCCUUUCAAAAGGAUGAACUAUUCAGAUGCUAUUGUGUGGCUAAAAGAACACAAUAUAAAAAAAGAAGAUGGAACUUUCUAUGAAUUUGGAGAAGAUAUCCCAGAAGCUCCUGAGAGACUGAUGACAGACACCAUUAAUGAACCAAUCUUGCUGUGUCGAUUUCCUGUGGAGAUCAAGUCCUUCUAUAUGCAGCGAUGUCCUGAGGAUUCCCGUCUUACUGAAUCUGUGGACGUCUUGAUGCCCAAUGUUGGUGAGAUUGUGGGAGGCUCGAUGCGUAUCUGGGACAAUGAUGAAAUACUGGCAGGUUAUAAAAGGGAAGGGAUUGACCCCACUCCCUACUACUGGUAUACAGAUCAGAGAAAAUAUGGUACCUGUCCUCAUGGAGGCUAUGGCUUGGGUCUGGAACGGUUCUUAACUUGGAUCCUGAAUAGAUACCACAUCCGAGAUGUGUGCUUAUACCCCCGGUUUGUCCAGCGCUGCAAGCCGUGACCGAGCCCUCCUGAAGCAUGAAGGAAAGAAUGUGGUUCAUGAAAGAAAUAGGCUGCCUCUCUAAAACAAAAAAGCAAAAAGCAGAAUCUUCCCUUUUCGUUCCACUGGUGUAUAUCUAUUUCUGUUCUCUAUGUUUUUUAUUCCUACUACCAUAAAAAGUAGCCCAAAUGACUUGAACAUCAAGUGAUGUUGAUAUUGUCAUUUUAAGAAAAAUAUCUAUUACAAAGUUUAGAGGAAAUAUAUGGCAAGUAACUCUAUAGUUAUGGAUACAUUUCAGCUUUUUAUCCAAUUAUAGAUCAUAAUUUUUGUGUUAUAUACAUAAUUAAACAGUUUUAAAUUAUGGUCUAAGACAUUCCAGUAACUUAGUCUUUCUGUCCUUUUAAGUGUAACUGGAAUUCUCUAAUUUGUUUUAUUGCAUCAUUGAGUUAAAACAAAUAUCUUGGGGGGGAAAUUGGCAAUAUGGUGUGAAAAUCUGCUGAUAUUAGAACAGGGUAUAAUUCAGCAGUAGAUACUAGAAUCAAAUGAAUGUGCAAGUCUUUUGCAUCAGUUAUUAACCUUUUCUAAAUCUCCUUAGCUGCUUAUAAUUCUGAGGUAUACAAAUUGAUAUGGAAGAAUUUGUAAAAAUGGAAUUUCCUUAAUAUGAAAUAAGAGCCUAAUUUGGGGGGUACUUAAAUGAUUCACAGCAUCCCUCUUAGCAUUAGUUUAAGCUAAAGAGGCAGACUGAUCUUCCUUCUUUCCUGGUAAUUCGUAAGUAAUUAAGAAUAAAUAAGUUCAAAAACAAUUUGCUGCCAGCAUCUUAAUAACAACUGUAAGUGGCUGUUUGAGUUGCCCCUGCCAUGUCCUUAGAUCUAAUCUGUGCUACCUUAUUAACUCACAGCAGGCUUCUUGAAUGGCUUCAUUUCAGAUUUAGUUAAUUUCUCCCCCAAAUGCAUGUCAUGUAUUCUCAAUAGGCUGUAUUCUCAGCAAUCAAUAAAUGAACACACGUAAAAACUC
Molecule: messenger RNA, 2857 nt
Organism: Microcebus murinus (gray mouse lemur)
Lineage: Eukaryota; Metazoa; Chordata; Mammalia; Primates; Cheirogaleidae
Gene: NARS1
Product: asparaginyl-tRNA synthetase 1
Biological process (GO): asparaginyl-tRNA aminoacylation
Cellular component (GO): cytoplasm
Molecular function (GO): asparagine-tRNA ligase activity; nucleic acid binding; ATP binding
Source: RefSeq, a predicted model, not a curated record